AUGUUCAGAUGGCGUAGAUUCUCCACGAAUCUAUUUUUGGUCACCGCCGCUGUCGGGGCUUUCAUAUUUACGGUUAGACAGAUUGAACACAGAUUCUCCAAGCCGGUUCAUCACGGCUACCAUUCUGAGCAUCCGAAAUUCCGGAAACCAGACUAUGUAUCGCAUAUCGAUUGCCGAAGACUAUUCGAGAAAGAUGAGAAAUAUUUGGAAAGCUUGCUCUAUACGAAUAAGCUGAUCAAGAGAUCGUUGGAUAACAAGCUGCUGCCGAGGAUCGUGGCAAAGGAAGAACCAUUUGAAGACAGCUGUCGAAAACUUCGAGAUCGAAUUAUUGGCGACCACCCGGCGCCGUAUCUGAACUAUUCAAUAGCUUUUGCAAGGAAUAUUUAUGCGGACUACGAGUCGCUCCAAAUUCUGUUGUCAGCGACGUACAGUCCCGAAAAUCAUUACUGCUAUCACGUCGACGUCAAAGCUACUCAAAAAUUCAAGGAUCAGAUUGCAAAAUUGGAGCAAUGCUUUCCGAAUAUUUAUGUGACUAAAGAACAAUACAACGUGACCAGUGACGGCAAAAACAACAACAUUGCGCACUUGAAAUGUAUGGAAAUACUGCUGGAAAAGCCUGGAUGGGAGCACUUGAUUUUACUACAGGCUCACGACCUGGUGGCGCACACCAAUUCCGAGUUGAUGAAGAUGCUCAAGCUUCUAAACGGGACUAACGAUUCAAAUCUUAGUGGCAUGUUAUGGAAUCGAGUACCGCCGGGUCUAUCUUUCGACGUUAAAGACUUAAAUUUGUGGACAAAUUACACGACUCUAACCUUCGACGAGCGCAAAAAUGCUAGGCUAGAAUUUGCAAAGGGCCUGGAAGAAGCCACUUAUAUAAGGCCAGCCAUCCAAUGGUUAGUCAAGGAAAUUAAUGUCACGACACUGAUGGACCAUUUUAAUAACGGACACCACUCUGUCGAUGAGCAGCUCUUUGCCACAUUUCUGAACUCCGAAACGCUGCGAAUGCCAGGAGGGUAUCACAGUGCUUGCAUGAAAAAUCGACCUGAUGGCUUCUUUACUUAUAUAACAAGACAUACCCGAUGGUCUUUCGAGGGACAUAAAAAUUGCAAUGAGCGGCAUAUGAUAUGUUUAUACGGGAUUGAGGAUUUAGAGGAUGCUAGGCUCACCGCCCGUCGUGUCAUCUCCCUCAACAAGUUCAUCGGGUCCUUCGAUUUUGCUGCAAUAACGUGCAUGGCCGAGAGUCUUUUUAACCGAACACAUGGAGGCGAUGAAUAUUUCGACGUCGAGCAUAUCGCCAAUCAUUCAGGGAAUCGCUAUCAACGGGCCACCCGGCUGCCGGGCUUUGAUCUCAAGAAUUUCACUUCGUUCGUGGGAGGAGCCGCCGCUCAAUGCCCUUCAAACUGGACCCAAAUUUCGAAUCUAUGCGUUUGGUAUUCCGGUAACACGUACAGGAGCUGGGACGACUCGCAAGCGUAUUGCAAAUCCGUCGGUGGGCAGCUGGCCGGCAGCUACAACAAGUCGAUUUUGCCGCAGCUGCAAAAACUUGUCACUGCGCCGUUAUAUCCGGCGUGGACCGGCCUUUUCCGAACCAAUGCCACGGCUAGCUGGAAGUUCAUCGACAAGACAUCGGCCCUGUAUUUAGCUGGACAAUGGGCUCCAGGUCAACCUGCCGCCGGCACGGGCAAUUGUGGAGGCGUCCAAACCACCGGACUUGCCGCCAUUAGCUGCAAAUAUGUUCAGCCCUUCCUCUGCUCCCAGAAGAUUGCUACCUGCCCGAGUAAGAACUACACGACAAGCACCGGAACUGUAACCUCUCCAAAUUACCCGCUGAAUUAUGCCAACAACGAGCACUGCCGGCAAUACAUUGUUGCACCCGCUGGAUACUACGUGACGCUAACGUUCAACGCCUGGCUUGUCGAGAGGAACUACGACGUCGUGCUCAUCUGGGAUGGUUAUGCCCCGAACGUGAAUGCUCAACUUAUCGCAAACAUUAGCGUCGAUCCCACCAAUGCCACCGUUUCUCAAUACAAAGACGGAUUCCAGACCUAUUCCAACAUCAUGACCAUCGAGUUCAUCAGCGACAGCAUCGUCAACUACAAGGGAUGGUCAGCGUCGUACAAGAUGUUGGCUCCACAAGUUCCGGUCUACCAAAACGGCUCCUCGGGCACGAUGACCAGCCCGAAUUACCCCGGCCAGUACAUGAACAACCUCGAGCAGUAUUAUCAGGCCGUCGCGCCGGAUGGCAUGCAGAUCUGCACCAGCCUUAGCUACUUUGACACCGAGCUAAACAAGGAUCGGCUGGAGAUGUAUGAUGGGCCAAACUCGACGUAUCCGCUGAUUGGGAACUUCUCCGGCCACUCGGUCGCACUCCCCUCAACGCGCCAAACAACCGGAAACGUGUUGACAAUGUUCUUCUACACCGACUACUCCCUUGUCUACAAGGGGUUCAGCAUGGAUUGGGGUGUUUGC
Molecule: messenger RNA, 2469 nt
Organism: Mesorhabditis spiculigera
Lineage: Eukaryota; Metazoa; Nematoda; Chromadorea; Rhabditida; Rhabditidae
Source: the annotation of a GenBank genome assembly